Molecule: messenger RNA, 1215 nt
Organism: Pieris macdunnoughi
Lineage: Eukaryota; Metazoa; Arthropoda; Insecta; Lepidoptera; Pieridae
Source: the annotation of a GenBank genome assembly
AUGUCAUGGAAACCGGCACGUCUUAGAUCUUGUGGAGUGUACCAGGUACAGACGGCUGGUGGCCCACCUGAGACUGACAUUUUACACAAAACGGGCCUCCACUACCCUUCACGUAAAUCCAAUGUGCGUCGCCAGCGUGCUAUAUCAGUAACAACACCUUUCCCCUGUGAGGAGUCCCUCCACUGGGGUCGUAGCAAGCAAGUGCCCACCAGCGUACACAAGCUGCGGCCAGGGGACAUCGAUGUGGUGGCAGCUAUUGGAGACUCUCUGGUUGCUGGUAGCGGAGCCUUGGAGGAGUUUGCACUUGGCGCUGUAGUGGAAUAUCGAGGUGUAUCCUGGUGCGCCGGCGGAGAUAGCACGUGGCGUGAGUUCCUAACAUUACCAAAUAUCUUAAAGGAGUACAACCCAAACCUUCGUGGCUACUCUUCUGGCACCGGCGAGUGGUUAGCCAAGAACUCAAGACUUAACGUUGCUUUUCCCGUCGCUUCCGACCAAGAUGCAUAUAAACAGGCUAAGAUACUUGUAGCGAGAAUGCGCUCGUCGCCCGAUAUAGACGUAUCGCGCGACUGGAAGAUGAUCACCGUGUUCAUCGGUGCCAACGAUCUGUGUUCAGCAUCCUGUCUCUCACCAGUUUCCUGGUCACCGACGGCUCACGCCAGGAAACUUGCUAGAGCCCUCGACUACUUCCAAGAACAUUUGCCGCGGACCAUAGUUAAUUUAAUUCCAGUUUUGGAUGUAUCUGUAUCAGUCCGCGUACAGCGACCGCUAAUGUGUCGGCUGAUGCAUCCGCUCUUCUGUCGCUGCUUUCACCGCGGAGGUGGAGAGCUACUUGACCUCGUGAAACAGGCAAGGCGUUAUCAAGCCGCUGAAAUGGCUUUAAUCGAGAGUGGAAGGUAUGACACUCGCGACGACUUCACAGUAGUUAUACAACCUUUCAUGCGUCUAUUCAAUGCACCGAUGCCUCCCACUGAGCCCCUGCCUCAAGUCAUACACCAGUCAUACAUCACUCACGACUGUUUUCACUUCUCCCAGAAGGGGCAUGCCCUUGCUGCCAACCUACUCUGGAACAAUCUACUUGAGCCUGUGGGAAAUAAGUCGGAUAACGCUCCUCCCGUGUUAAUGAACUCUUUUCGAUGUCCCUCCCGACAGACACCUUACAUCUUUACCAACAAGAAUUCUCAGAUGUUUUAUCAAACAGGAAGGCAGGAUACGUGA